AUGGCGGCGGAGAACGGCCAGAGCUUAGGAAGCACCUCCGAGGCGCCGGCGAUGGAAAGCCGCGGCCCGGCGAUGGUGCUCCCGGGCUUUAGAGACGCAGAUUCCUUCGUGAAGCAUGCCCUUGGCACGGUGGUCUCGGCCACCAAGGCUUCCUCCGGCCUCCCUCAGCCUGGAGACGAGUACGAUUUCUACCGCAGCUUCUCCGGGUUCCAGGCCUACUGCGAGACGCAAGGGGAAAGGCUGCUGCAGUGCAUGAGUAAAGUGAUGCAGUACCACGGAUGCCGGAGCCACCUUCAAGACCACAGCAAGAUCACAGAGCUGGAGGACAAGUUUGAUCUGCUGGUGGACGCCAACGACGUCAUCUUAGAACGAGUGGGCAUGUUGCUGGACGAAGCUGCCGGAGUGAACAAGAACCAGCAGCCGGUGCUUCCCACGGGCCUGCAGCCUCCCAAGACAAUCAUCUCCAGCUGGAAUCGCAAGGUGACAAAACAUUUCGGCAAACAGUCGAAUCUGGAGACCUUCCGCCUUCUCCACGCGAAGAACAUUGCCCGCCCUCAGUUCAAGUUCCAGGAGAAGGUGGACAAUUCCAACACCCCGUUUGUGCCCAAACUCUUCAUCAAGCCCAACGCUCUGAGGCCCUUGCCCCAAGCCCUGCUGAAAAGCCGUCAAGAGCGGAAGGAGCGUCCGGAAGACCUGGAUGUCCCCGCAGCCCUGGCUGACUUCCUGCACCAGCAGAGGACCCAGAAGACGGAGCAGGACAUGUUUGCCCACCCGUAUCGGUAUGAACUGGAACGUUUUUCAGUGCCCGCAGAAUUUCUCGAGAAGCCUCAGGUCCAGCUGUUUCGACCACUGGCAGAGACUCCCUGCCACUUCAUUUCCACCUUGGAGGGUUUGGUGGAUCUGAACGAGAAGCUCGUGGGCUGCAAAGAGUUUGCUUUGGAUUUAGAGCACCAUUCCUAUCGGAGUUUCUUGGGGCUGACCUGCCUGAUGCAAAUUUCUACCCGGACAGAAGAUUUCCUUAUCGACCCUUUUGAGCUGCGCAGCCACUUGUACAUCUUGAACGAGACUUUCACCGAUCCUGCAAUUGUCAAGGUCCUUCACGGCGCCGAUUCGGAUGUGGAAUGGCUUCAGAGGGACUUUGGUCUCUAUCUGGUGAACGUCUUCGACACUCACCAGGCGGCCCGGCUCCUUAGCCUCGGGCGUCACUCUCUCCACCACCUGCUGAAACUCUAUUGUGACGUGGAUGCCAAGAAGCAGUAUCAGCUGGCCGACUGGAGGAUCCGCCCGCUGCCAGAGGAAAUGGUCUUUUAUGCCCGCGAGGACACCCACUACUUGCUGUAUAUCUACGACAGAGUGAGAGAGGCUCUCUGGGAAAUGGCCAACGAGCAGCCCACUCAGCUCCAAGCGGUUUGGCAGCGAAGCCGGGACCUCUGCUUAAAGAAAUAUACCAAGCCCAUCUUUACGGACGACUCGUACCUUGAACUUUAUCGCAAGCAGAAAAAGCACCUGAACACCCAGCAACUAACAGCUUUUCGGCUGCUCUUUGCCUGGAGGGACAAAAUGGCGCGCCAAGAGGAUGAGAGCACAGGAUACGUCCUCCCCAAUCACAUGUUAUUAAAAAUAGCUGAGGAGCUGCCCAAGGAGCCCCAGGGAAUCGCUGCCUGCUGCAACCCAGUUCCGCCUCUGGUCCGCCAGCAGCUGAACGAAAUGCAUCUCCUAAUCGGCCAGGCUCGAGAGAUGCCCCUGUUGAAGUCAGAAUGUGCGGUUGGCGUGAGAAGGAGAGAGCCUCUUCAGAAUCAAGAGAAACUGGAGAACCAUUUGUUCGGGCCUCACGACAGGUCCCACAGUUCCCAGGAGGAGAAGCUCAACUAUUUGGAUCACGAAGGCCCUGGACUGCCUUUGGAGCACGCAAAGCUCUUUUCAGAAGCGGAGCAGACGGGCCUCGUGUCCCCCUUGUGUCUCCAGUUCAGAGCUAGCAUCAGUGUUUUCAACGAGCCCGAAGAGGAUCAGAAAGGCGAAAACUUAACGGUGGCCCAGCUGAAAGCUCAGCAUAUCAUGGAGUCCUUUGAGAAUCCGUUUCGAAUGUAUUUGCCAGCAGAGCUCAACCCGGUUCACAUCUCUCAGGCUGCGAAGGCUGACCCGUCCUCAAAAAUCUACGAGAUCAGUAAUCGGUGGAAGCUGCUCAGCCAGGCCCAGCUUCAGGCCGGAGCAAAGAAAGGAUCUGCCAAGCAAAAACCUCAAGCAGCCUCCGUUCCCCAAGCAGCCCCGAAGGAGGCAGAGAAGGAGCCCCGAAUCAAAGACACGGAGAACGUCUCUGUUCGCCAGUUAGCUGCCCAAGAGCAGGCUGCCCCAAAGCGAGAGGCGGCAGAGGAGAAUCCUGCGACGGAGACCCUCCAGAGGAAAAAGUCCAAGCCUGACUCUCCGCAGCCGGAAGCAGACGCUGCCGCCAGCCGCUUCACGCCCUUCGACUACAGCAAAUCCGAUUUCCGAGUCUUUGCGGGGAGCAGCAAAUCCAAGCCGUCGCGGCAAUUUAAUCCCGCCCUCCAGGCCCUCGGCAGCAAGGGUGAAAGAAAGAGACCGGCCCAGCCGGCUUUCAGGCCUAAGCUGGAACUCAUGACCUCCUGGUUUUUGGCCCGGUGCCUUAACCGCUAG
Molecule: messenger RNA, 2652 nt
Organism: Protobothrops mucrosquamatus (brown spotted pit viper)
Lineage: Eukaryota; Metazoa; Chordata; Lepidosauria; Squamata; Viperidae
Gene: EXOSC10
Product: exosome component 10
Exons: 25
Coding region: 1-2652 (883 amino acids)
Biological process (GO): nuclear polyadenylation-dependent CUT catabolic process; histone mRNA catabolic process; poly(A)-dependent snoRNA 3'-end processing
Cellular component (GO): nuclear exosome (RNase complex); nucleolus
Molecular function (GO): nucleic acid binding; 3'-5'-RNA exonuclease activity; nucleotide binding
Source: RefSeq, a predicted model, not a curated record